Messenger RNA from Schistosoma turkestanicum, 210 nucleotides. The record is from the annotation of a GenBank genome assembly. NCBI's taxonomy places the organism in Eukaryota, Metazoa, Platyhelminthes, Trematoda, Strigeidida, Schistosomatidae.
AAAAUAUGCGAUCGUAUUAAUUUAUUAUCAAUGUCUAAAGAAUAUCGUUAUAUUCAACGAACUACUACACGAAGUAGUCUACUUUUCACUGGUUUAUCAAAUUUCUCUGCCAUUAAUCGUCGUUCAAAUGUUUUCUUAAACUCAGCAAUCGGUGGUACAAUCAUGGAUCGUUUAUAUACAUUGAUAUUUUUCAUGAUAUUUCAAUUACAA